AUGGAUUCUGCAACAACAGCUGUUGUUAAUUAUUUAGAAAAACGAGCUGAUAUUGAUCAAGUUCAUGUAAAAGAUAAAAGACCGUGUUUAUCAGAUGGUUUCGUAGAAUGGGAAGAGAAAAAUUCAUGUGAAUUACCAGAUGAUUUGAAAAGAUUUUAUAUCGUAUCCGAUGGACUUGAAAUACGAUGGUCAUUUAAAAAUACAAAUACUAAAUUAUCAUCGGCAUUUAUUGGUAAAAUGUAUAUAAAUUCCUUGAAUAAUUUAACGAGAAUAACAACAUCAGGACCAAAACAGAUGGCUAUUGCUGAGCUGAAUGAUUUUUUUGAGAAAGAUACACCACGAUUUAAUACUCAAUCAUGGCAUAUAUUUGAACUUGAUCCAUGUGAUGGUCAUGAAUGUGUUUGUCUUGUUUAUAAUCCACAUAGAGAAACAAGUAUUUGGUUUUUGGAUCGUUCAUUACAUUUCCAUCGACUUGCUUCAACAUUUACAGAUUAUUAUCGUUUACUUCUUCUUCAUUGUGGUUUACCUUAUUGGCAUUAUAAGUAUACUGAUUUUGGUAUACCACCUUAUAUAUUACAUUGGUAUUAUACAAUUGUACCAUCUCUAUUAAUCUCUCGUCCAAAUGAUGAUAUAUCAUUAUCUAAUAUAAUUCCAUUUAGUACGGAAAAAGCAUUUCCACAUAAUCCGAGUUCAACAGCAAAAGAUUCUAAAGCUAAGGAUCAACAAAAUUCAACAGGUCAAACACAACAAAUGUAUUCGAACAGUGCUAGUGUUCGUAGUGCAACACCAAAUCAAAAGCGACCAAUGCAACAAACAAAAAGCAUUAAUCGAUCAUCAUCAAUUCCUCGUGCACUGAAUAAUCAAUAA
Molecule: messenger RNA, 867 nt
Organism: Adineta steineri
Lineage: Eukaryota; Metazoa; Rotifera; Eurotatoria; Adinetida; Adinetidae
Source: the annotation of a GenBank genome assembly